Erythranthe guttata (spotted monkey flower) is the source of this 2134-nucleotide messenger RNA. Its product is annotated as bifunctional riboflavin biosynthesis protein RIBA 1, chloroplastic. The record is from RefSeq and is a predicted model, not a curated record. Gene Ontology annotation, cellular component: chloroplast. Gene Ontology annotation, molecular function: 3,4-dihydroxy-2-butanone-4-phosphate synthase activity; GTP cyclohydrolase II activity. Gene Ontology annotation, biological process: riboflavin biosynthetic process. Lineage: Eukaryota; Viridiplantae; Streptophyta; Magnoliopsida; Lamiales; Phrymaceae.
CAUCUACCAAUAGCAAUGAAAAUGGAACAAAUCUCAAACAAAGAAUCUUCGAAAAGGUUCGAAAUUAUCCAAAUUAUUUAAAGAAUUCAAUCUAAAAUUUCUUUCCUUUUUCUCAAGAAAAGUAGUUUGACCUCACCAAACCCCCAAUUGGCUGCUCACCCCCCAAUCAAUAUAUAAUAUCACCCACCCAUCCAUCCAUUUUACCUUCAUCCCCAACGUUUCUGCACUCUUCUUCUAUUUGCAUCCGCAGGGGCAAAUAUUUCUUGAUUCUUUUCACUUGGGUCCUCCAGAUUUGUAAAAUUAAUGGCGUCCAUUAAUUUUUCUUGCUCCUCAACUUCCCUUGCUCGCUCUAGACUGCUCAACGGUCUCCGUUAUGGAAAUACGCAAUACGUAAACGGUGUAGAAUCCCUCAAACAACCGAGUACUAAAGUAGGCUUAACCAUCAAGGCGAAUAGCAAAAUUAGCUCGGCUCUAUUCUCCGCCGAAGACACUCAUUCUUCUGGUUCGAAAGUUUCCAAUAAUGCCCUUGUCAGUGAUGUAUCUGGCGGGAUCGAAGUACUAGGAACACUAUCAGCUGAUAUGGGCCCCACAACAAGCGGCUUCUCUCUCGAGAACGAUAAAUUUGACUUGGACUUGCCCUCGGUAGGUUUCUCUUUUAUUUCGGAGGCCGUUGAAGACAUUCGACAAGGAAAGAUGGUGGUAGUUGUGGAUGACGAGGAUAGAGAAAACGAAGGGGAUCUUAUUAUGGCUGCAUCGAAAGUUACGCCUGAGGCUAUGGCUUUCUUCGUGAAGCAUGGAACUGGGAUCGUUUGUGUUAGCAUGAAAGAGGAAGAUUUGGAGAGGCUGCAUUUGCCCUUGAUGGUGAACCAUAAGGAAAACGAGGAGAAGCUUAGUACUGCGUUCACCGUUUCGGUGGAUGCAAAACACGGUACAACUACGGGUGUGUCAGCACGUGAUAGGGCGACUACAAUAUUGGCUCUUGCAUCGAAAGAUUCGAAGCCUGAGGAUUUUAACCGUCCGGGACAUAUAUUUCCGUUGAAGUACAGAGAGGGCGGUGUUCUAAAACGAGCUGGACACACCGAAGCGGCUGUGGAUCUUGCCAUGCUGGCAGGGCUGGGCCCUGCCGGAGUCUUAUGUGAGAUUGUUGAUGAUGAUGGUUCUAUGGCUCGACUACCUAGGCUUCGGGAAUUUGCGAAGCAAGAAAACUUGAAAGUUGUAUCUAUUGCCGAUUUAAUAAGAUAUAGAAGAAAGAGAGAUAGAUUGGUUGAACAUGCAUCUGCAGCUCGUAUACCAACUAUGUGGGGCCCAUUCACCGCGCAUUGCUAUAGGUCGAUUUUGGACGGAAUCGAACAUAUUGCAAUGGUUAAGGGAGAAAUCGGCGAUGGACAAGAUAUUCUCGUGAGAGUGCACUCGGAGUGUCUCACGGGAGACAUAUUUGGGUCUGCGAGAUGUGACUGUGGGACCCAGCUGGCGCUCGCAAUGCAGCAGAUCGAGGCUGCUGGCAAGGGCGUUUUGGUCUAUUUGCGUGGUCAUGAGGGAAGGGGAAUCGGUUUGGGCCAUAAGCUUCGGGCUUAUAAUUUGCAAGACGAUGGACGUGACACUGUGGAGGCGAACGAGGAGUUGGGCUUGCCUGUAGAUUCACGAGAGUACGGGAUUGGUGCACAGAUAUUGGGAGAUCUUGGAGUUAGGACAAUGAAGUUGAUGACGAACAAUCCUGCAAAGUACAUUGGGCUAAAGGGUUACGGUUUGGCAGUUUCGGGUAGGGUUCCACUUGUCACUCCCAUCACUAAAGAUAACAAGAGAUAUCUGGAAACUAAACGAUCCAAAAUGGGACACGUUUAUGGAUUAGAUGCGAACGGAAAUCCAGCUAUUAUCGGAAACGGUAGGACAGGUGGCGAGGGCCCGCUUACAUCCGGGUCGUAAGUACUUGACCCGGAAAAUAAUAAAAUCUGGAUCAUUAUGAUUCUUGAAACGGGACGCAGUUUAGGUGUUUAUUAUUCGUUCGAUUAUUCUUGAUUCUUUGUUUUUGCUAAGGGAUAGGGAGAGUUAAAUGUAAUAUAAGACAAAAUAAUUCGUUUGUUCUAUGUUUAGACAGUCGUCUUAUUCAAUUUAUAUAAAUUCAAGAAUUAAUAAA